Messenger RNA from Lampris incognitus (smalleye Pacific opah), 741 nucleotides. It is a transcript of the gene nkx2-9, whose product is annotated as NK2 transcription factor related, locus 9 (Drosophila). Gene Ontology annotation, molecular function: DNA-binding transcription factor activity, RNA polymerase II-specific; RNA polymerase II cis-regulatory region sequence-specific DNA binding. The record is from RefSeq and is a predicted model, not a curated record. Gene Ontology annotation, cellular component: nucleus. Gene Ontology annotation, biological process: cell differentiation; regulation of transcription by RNA polymerase II. Lineage: Eukaryota; Metazoa; Chordata; Actinopteri; Lampriformes; Lampridae.
AUGGCUGCUCCGACCAAGUUCAGCUCUGUCAGGAGCAUUCUGGAUUUGCCUGAACACGACGCCGAAACGGCUCCGCAGACCUCCCCGGUCCACUCCUGCUCCGGCUCCCCUUACUCCCCUUGGAUGGACUGCGACCGGUGCGCCUCUUCGGAUGAGGGCAGCGUCGAGGCCUCCCCGGACUCCACCAAGCCGGAUGACUCCGCCGCCGAUUCGGAGGACAGCAACGCGACGACGACGAAGAAGAAGAAGAAGAAGAAGAAGCGCCGCGUGCUGUUCUCCAAAGCCCAGACCCUGGAGCUGGAGAGGCGCUUCCGCCAGCAGCGCUACCUGUCCGCCCCCGAGCGCGAGCAGCUGGCGCACCUCCUCAGCCUGACUCCCACGCAGGUCAAGAUCUGGUUCCAGAACCACCGCUACAAAAUGAAGAGAGGGCGGUCGGAGGUCGGGGCGCAGGACUUAAGCCAGCCUGCCUUUCUGCAUCGCAGGGUCGUGGUGCCGAUCUUGGUGCGGGACGGGAAACCGUGUCAGGGCUGCGUGUUUGACUCGGAGAAAGGAGGCUGCGUUGCGCCCGCCGCCUCCGCAGCGGCCUUCGCCUUGGCCUACCGGUCCGUCCAGCAUCCUCCGCCGCUCCGCCUGCCCCCCAGUCCCGGAUACCAGCACUUUCCCUGCCCGGCGGUGUCCUCACACGCGUUUUCUUGGAGGGACUUGUGGACCGACUCAGCUCACUUCCGUCCUUUCAAGUGA